UAGGUUUCCAUCAGAAUUGAGUUGAUGACUGAGGAGGACAACUAAAUCAAAACACUAUUAUUGGGCUUGUCUGUUCCUGACAUACUUCCACAGUUUUUAAUCAGUAGGCUGGUGUACCCUGUAACGUGUUACUAAUUAAUUCUGACAAGUUAAGGACUGUCUGAGUUAUGUUUUCUGUAUGAAACAAGCACGAAGAACAGUGAUGGACUUAAAAGUAGUAUAGGGCAUACUGCAUGAAAACCUGAAUAACCAAGCUCUGUGGUAUGCAUUAAUGGUUUAGGAGGAAAAAGAUAUGAUAAAAUGCUAGCUAUUUACUGACAGCUACAGGAAAUUAGAUACAAGAUAUGGAGUAACCUUUGACACGUGAAAAGAGAAAACACUAGUACUGGGAAAUAAAUGUACAUUGUGCUUUUGUAUUAGACAUCAAAAUAGGAGGUAAGACUGGAGAAGUAAUCACGAGUCUAUCUACUGAUUAUCCCAGGAGUAAGGCUAGAAUUCGUCACCAGAAGUAUUUAUUUUAGAUACCAUGAUUUAGAAUCUAGUUAUAAUUCUCUCUCUGAUAUGUUAUUCAUACUGUUAUCUGACCAUAAGAAAUGAUAUGUAGUUUAGCUUUGGCAUGAAAACUUCGGGUUUCCUCCAUGUGGCCAACACUCCCUAUUUUCUGCAAAGAUAUAUUGAAAACAGGAGUUUUAGAAGAUAUGUUUUCGGACAGUCACCAAGGAAAUUUAUUAUCCAUGGAAACAGCUAGAAUAUCAAUUUCUAAAUUUUAGCCAGAGCUAAAGAGAGAUUCAUUACCAGCCCUGUUUGCUUGAAGAAGAUUGUGAUUAUGACAUCUAAGAUCUAACCAUCCAUUACCAUCUUUCUUAGGAUUUUCUAGACGUUUUUACUUUCAGGCGACCUCGUAUCUAUUUACGAGAUAGGUUUUCAGUUAUCAGUUGUGAUUUGUUGGUGGAUGUUUGAAGUCUUUGGCUUCAAAUUGUUUGUCUAAAUCUAACAUGGAGGUAUUGUAUUGUAGUUUGGACUUCGUGGCAGGUUAAGCUUUGUGUAGUCUGGAGUUUAUGGCAAGGAUGGUACAGAUCAGUCCCUUUGUGUGAUGGGUUUUAGGAAGGUUGAUCCAGACCGCUGGGAGUUUGCCAAUGAAGGAUUUUUAAGAGGCCAAAAGCAUUUGCUUAGGACUAUAGUCCGACGGAAACCAACUCAUGGCCAAAGCCAGCAACCACAACCACCACAUGGACAGAGCUCAUCAGUAGGGGCAUGUGUUGAAGUGGGAACAUUUGGCAUUGAGGAAGAGGUUGAAAGGCUAAAAAGGGACAAGAACGUCCUUAUGCAAGAGCUUGUCCGGCUGAGACAGCAACAGCAGACCACUGACAAUCAAUUACAAGCAAUGGUGAAGCGCCUUCAUGGGAUGGAGCAAAGGCAACAGCAGAUGAUGUCGUUCCUGGCAAAGGCCGUGAAUAGCCCUGGCUUUUUGUCACAAUUUGUGCAGCAGCAAAAUGAGAGCACCAAGCGCUUAACGGAAGGCAACAAGAAACGGAGAAUUAAGCCUGAUGAUGGGCAGAUUGUCAAGUACCAGCCUAAUGUGAUUGAAGCUGCAAAAGCAUUGCUCAGUCAGAUAGCAAAAUCAGAGGUAACUCCUAGGCUGGAGACCUUUGACUGUAGCUCAAAUAGUGUUAUCCCUAGUGAUAUGUCUUCAGCAUUGACUGCAUUAGACCAUGGAAGUUCUCCAACUCAUAGCUCAGGAGGGACUCUUUCCAAAUUGCCACCAAUUUCUGCUCAUUCCUACGUCUCAUCGGAUUCGGGGGUUAUUCCUAGUGGUCCUUCAACCUCCAUUUCUGAUAUAAAGCCAGUAACUUCGGAUGCGCUUAUCACCGCACAACUUCCUGAUGUCAGCUCACUAAUUGGAGCACAUGAGUUACCGUCUGUGAGUCUUCCUUCCAAUGACAUCAAUAUCCUGGAUAUCUCCAAGUUUGAAGAAAUGAUUUCAGGAAGCACUGCCAGUAAUCCUACUGGUAGUAAUGGUGCAUUUCUAGAUCCAGCAUCAUUGGAUGCAGAUCAAACCAUGCCCCUUGACCUUGAUGCUCUCUCUCCUGAUCUAGGUAUCGACUGGGAUAGCUCUUACUUUGAUGAGAUGCAGGCACUUAAUUCAGUUGAGCCCAGUUGGGAACAGUUUCUUGAACAGACCAUGUUGAAUGAAGACGGUGAGGCAAUGGAUUCUACUUUAGAAGGUCCUGCACAGGAAAACAAAGUGAAACCAUCGGACGGUGAAUGGUCAAAGGCUCAGAUGCGAAGUCUUACUGAACAGAUGGAUCAUCUGUCUUCGAACAGCAAAAAAGCCUGAUUCUAUUAGUGCAUUAUAGACUGAUGUUUCAUGGUAGUGUCCGAGCGUUCUCGCGAAAUUAUAAAUCAAAAUCAUCUUUAUACUAAUUUUCUCCCUUCUAUCAUCAUCGUUCAGCUCAUUUUGAGCGGGAAGUUUUUUAUAGUUGUUUUCGGUUGA
Messenger RNA from Daucus carota subsp. sativus, 2494 nucleotides. RefSeq names its product heat shock factor protein HSF8. Gene Ontology annotation, cellular component: nucleus. Gene Ontology annotation, molecular function: DNA-binding transcription factor activity; RNA polymerase II cis-regulatory region sequence-specific DNA binding. The record is from RefSeq and is a predicted model, not a curated record. Gene Ontology annotation, biological process: cellular response to heat; regulation of transcription by RNA polymerase II. The coding region runs from base 1094 to 2338 and encodes 414 amino acids. The transcript has 2 exons. NCBI's taxonomy places the organism in Eukaryota, Viridiplantae, Streptophyta, Magnoliopsida, Apiales, Apiaceae.